Gossypium raimondii (Peruvian cotton) is the source of this 787-nucleotide messenger RNA. Its product is annotated as classical arabinogalactan protein 5-like. Lineage: Eukaryota; Viridiplantae; Streptophyta; Magnoliopsida; Malvales; Malvaceae. Bases 48 to 626 code for a protein of 192 amino acids. The transcript has a single exon. The record is from RefSeq and is a predicted model, not a curated record. Gene Ontology annotation, cellular component: plasma membrane.
CACUGACCUUUCAAUCUCAAGGAACAUCCCAUCAACGGAAAUCAAAGAUGUGUGUAGUCAAAGAGCUUUCCAUUUUUGUUCUCUUUGUUUUGAUUUUUGGAAAUGUAAUUCAAGCCCAAAAUUCACCUUCUCCAUCUCCUAAAUCCACUCCAACCACAACUCCUCCCUCCAAAUCUCCUUCAUCAUCGCCUCCUGCGAGUUCCCCAACAACAUCAUCGCCGCCUGCAGCAUCUCCGACUACUCCUCCUCCUCCACAGAUCCAACCACCGGCUGCGACUCCGCCUUCUUCUUCUAGCCCAUCGAUUUCUCCCCCAACUGCUUCUCCUCCGGCUUCCACUCCUUCAAGCUCUCCGCCUUCAUUGACUCCAACUAGUUCGCCUCCUUCUAUGACUCCGGCCGGGGCUCCACCUGUUUCGGCUGAUAUUCCUUCGAGUUCAACGACGCCGGCCGAAAGUCCCGGGGUUUUCCCGUCGAGCAGUAGUCCACCGAGUCCUACUCCGAUCGGUUCGUCCCCUGAGAGUGCAGCGGGCCCGGCUGUUAAUGAUGAUUCGGGUUCAAGAUCCGGAUACGAAGUCGGGUUCGUUCUAAGCUUUGGUUUGGUUAUUGGGGCCGCAUUGGCUAUUUAGAUUUUGAUACUUUUUUGGAUAGUAAUUUUUUUGAAAUUUUUAAUUUCUAAGCAGCACUUCAUUUUAUUAUUUUGGAUUUUUAAUUUCAUGUAUAAAGUAAAAGUAAAUAAAGUAAGCUAGGAUCUUCAUUAUUUUUAUAAUAAUCUCUCAUUUUUAAUUUA